This is a messenger RNA of Seriola aureovittata, 3451 nucleotides long. It is a transcript of the gene c1qtnf2, whose product is annotated as C1q and TNF related 2. The record is from RefSeq and is a predicted model, not a curated record. Bases 847 to 1908 code for a protein of 353 amino acids. Gene Ontology annotation, molecular function: protein binding. The transcript has 3 exons. Lineage: Eukaryota; Metazoa; Chordata; Actinopteri; Carangiformes; Carangidae.
CUUCCAGCAAUGUUUUACGACAUUAAAAAUACUCUGCUUUGAGUUUUAAUUUGUGUCUUUAUGUAGUUUCCCCCAAAAAAGUUUAAUUACCUGGUUAAAAGUUCUUAAAAUGAUAUCUACUUCCUAUCCCUUGUUGAAAAAUCCAGUGUCUGUGAAUAUACUAAUAUGUGUAAUUUCAAAUGUUAGUGUAUAAGUUGCAUAUUGAACAGUGAUGGGCUCAGGGUCUCAUUCAGUUUUUUCACCGGCUUGAUAUGUUAUCAUUCCAAAUCUGCCUUCUUUGAUUGUUAAAGCUAAUCAUACUGUAUGUGCAGGUCAGAUAGGAACUGAUGGUAAGACUUUUGUGUGAUCAUUUGUCUUUAUUUAGUAAUGUUGUCUCCUAGAAACCUGCAGCACAAAAACAAGUUAUGUAAUUUCUCUUCACAUGUUUCCAGUUAAAGGUGAAUACAGUAGAUUGCUAAACACAAAGCACCGUCUCACCCAAUAGCUGGAACAUUUUUAUUGGUCUCUCAGGUCUUGGCUCUGCUCAGCACAGCAAUAAACACAAACACAUCUGGUAAUAUUCACAUUCAUACCCUGCUGCAGACCACCGUGUUCUAUUAAUUUUGCACUUGUAACUUUAAAACCUGCCUGGGACUAUUAUUAUUUAGAACACACAAAGCUGGAACUUUAUCAUGAUUAUACUUUUCAUGAAGUCUGUUAUGUAAUAUCCUGUUUUCCCCUUAGCAUGAGUUCGUGAACAAGCUAAGCGUCACCACUUCAGCUGUGCAAUACUGUUGCACUGACUUGAAUAUGACAUCAUGGUGAAAGUAUUUUUUGGCAGUGUACUUGGUAUACAGGGCGGAUGUUAUGGACCAUGAUUCACUGGGCUGCACAUUUCUCUGCUGUGCGUCUCUUGGAGAAUGCCAUCUCACCCGAUUAUUGGAAAAUCGUGUAGGAAAGUGUGCGCUCACAGGCAGAAAAAGGACUUGGAUAGAGGUGAAAAUGCCCAUGGGUCAUAAUUUCUCAUCUGUGAACAACAUGGUCCAGAUCUGUGUGAUGCUCUGUUUGCUGUCAGUUGUCGUCUCCCAGUCGACAAAUUCCUCAUCCAAGAAAGGUCGCAACAUCACCAUCCACUCCUCCCAGCUGGUCUGCAGUGUGCCAGGUCCAGAAGGGCCUGCAGGGAACCCAGGAGUCCCUGGAUCACCGGGGGCUGUGGGACCCAUGGGGCCCCCAGGGAAGGAUGGCCCGGAUGGGAAGGAUGGGGAGAAGGGAGAAAAGGGAGAUCAAGGUGACCCAGGGAGGACUGGGAACCCUGGCAAGCCAGGUGUGAAAGGCCGUGAAGGAGUUAUCGGGAAGGCUGGACCUCGGGGACUGAAGGGGCAACGUGGAACACCAGGGGUGGCUGGAAAACGGGGACCAAAGGGGGAGCUGGGUGACACGGGCCAGGAAGGAGCUCCUGGACGCUGCAAUUGUGGCAGUGCAGCCCGCUCAGCGUUCUCUGUGGCAGUGACAAAGAGCUACCCUAAAGAGCGAAUGCCCAUCCGCUUCAGCCGGAUCCUGCUGAAUGAGGGGAAUCACUACAAUGCCAGCAGUGGGAAGUUUGUCUGCGCUAUACCUGGAGUCUAUUAUUUCACCUAUGAUAUCACUCUUGCAAAUAAGCACCUGGCCAUUGGGCUGGUGCAAAAUGGACAGUACAAGAUCAAGACAUUUGAUGCAAACACAGGGAACAAUGAUGUGGCGUCCGGCUCUACUGUUCUCCACUUGCAGCGGGCAGACCAGGUCUGGCUGCAGAUCUUCUACUCAGAACAGAAUGGUCUCUUCUUUGACCCUUUCUGGACAGACAGCACAUUCACUGGCUUCCUCAUCUAUGCUGACCAGGAAUUUCUCAAUGAAGCUGAUAGAAAAGCAAAUUCCCAGGAUGACAGUUAAUACUGUAAUCCUGAAAUAUCCUUGUUUUGAUUUUGUCAUUGACUUUAAUUAAUAUCAAAAUGUUAUGAAAAGAUUGCUCCAGCUCCACAGUUGAGGGCUUCACUGAAGUUCAGUUGUUGAACAGGUUCUGACACCAGGGGGCACACAAGUAGACAAGUAAUUCAACUACAUUUGGGAAACAACAAUGCUAUAUCACUUACUUUCUGAUAGAAAUCUUUUUAAAAAUUGUCCAAGACAUAAGUGAAUUCUUUUCAAUUCCCUUUGUUUCCCUUCUUUAAUUCAGCUCACAGGAGCCUUAAGAUUGCUUGAGAGUUUUACUAGUGGCACAGAGCCAUCUUCUGUGAUGCAAUCAAAUUUCUAUUCACAAAACACAACUGAAAUCAAUACAAUAUUGUAUAUUACAUUUACAGAAUUAUGGACACCUGAGUAUACAAGUUAAUGGGUUUGUGUACACUAUCUGAUUCUCUAAACUUGACGAAACCAAGAAACUGCCUCUAUAAGAUUAGAAUAAUUAUUUAGUUUAGUACUUAUUGCUUGACAGGUUGAUUAUUUUGGGGGGUGGGGGGACUUUAGAAUUAAUUAAGCAAUUAAUAUUUUUACCCUUCCUUUUUGACAUACAGUGGUGAAUUAAAAUUUUGUUUUAACUAAUAGCAACUAACAUAUUCAUAGCAUGCAUUAUUAAUACAAUACUACCACUGGGUGAUUGUGAGAAGAUAUCCUGCAUGACCAGAAAUAGUUUAAUGUCUCCAUUUUUAAUUUGAUGCAUUUAAAACAAUAACAGGCCUGGAUGGAGAGAGAAGACAUAGAAAUAGCUACUGUAUGUACUACAUCUCUUGUGUUGUUGUUCUGUUUGUGUAACCUGAUUUAUUUAAUCAUUUAUAUGCUUUAUCCGUCACACUUAUGAUGUGAAGCUCUGGCACCAAGACUGGUUUGCAAACUAAUUGUGAUAUGUCACCAAAUCAUUCUCAUACAAACUUAAACUGUGAAUGUGAAAACAGCCUUCUUGUGUCAAACUCUGCACAUCCAUCAUUUUACACAGCGAAACUCAAAAAUCAAAGUCAAGUAAGAAUAAAGAAAACAUGUUUAAAUUAGCUCUUAGCUUUUUCAUUAGCCAGAUCAAAUAUUGAAAUUUUUUUUAUAGUGGUUAUUUAUGAUGGAUAUGGAAGCAUUGCAUGAAAUAAGAAAAGGAAUACUAUUUUCUUUGAAUAUUUGUAACAGCUGGAUAAUUUUGUGUUUUAUUCUGCUCAUUGCUGUUACCUUCCUAUCUGCAGCUUUUGAUGGUAUGUCUUUCUUUAGCAUCAUUUCAAAGCCUGUCUAGAAAAAUAACUUCUUUGUCAAUGUAAAUGGUGGCCCUUGGCAUUAAUCAUUCAGUCAAUCAAGCUUUUGGUGCAGAGGCUUGGUUUUAAAACUAGGCUAAUUUAUAAAUAUGCUAAUUAGCAAGUGUUAAACGCUAAUAAUAAGAUAAAAACCGGGACAAUAAGAUAAUGGUGUAAAGAAAAUAGCACAUAAUUCACAUGUAUAUAAAUAAAAUGCUAAUAUUUUG